AGCGUUGAUUGUGGGAUUGUGACACAUGGCUGAUAUUUUGUCGCUCGUUUUUCGGACGUUUAUGUCACAAUCCGAUUUAAAGAAGGACGUCAAAGUUAUUACUCCGUCACCAACGACCUGCAGCACCCUGGUGGUCGGAGACCACAGCCUCAGCCGCUCCGUGCUGCUUUUGGCUUCCGUCACAGCUGCCGCGGAGAUGGGCAUAAAAGUGAUGUUCUUUACCCAGACUCAGAUCCAGAGCCUUCCACCGUCUCUGCAGAGAUGUGUUCCCAACCUGAGCCCAGAAAGUCUAAAGAAAAUCAAGUUUUCCUAUCCCAGGACAGUGGAGGAACUCCUCCAGCAGGUGGCUAGCCUUCAUGAGCCUACCAACACGUCCCCUACACCUCCUUCACUCAUCAUAGUCGACAGACUCGAGAGCUUCCUGUCUGGUCCUGGGGGCAGCAGCCAAAGUGGAUUUCACCCUGGGGAGAGGUCUUGCGCUGCGCACAUUGCUGCGCUGCUGUGUGACACUGCUGCCUUUCUCACGCAAGUCCUGGAACAGCGGGGUUCAAGUUCAGCCCCCUGCCGCAUUAUUGCCUCUUUCUUGUCGGAGGUGAACGCUGGUGGGGAUCCAUCUGGAACAGAUCCUAUCCUUGAUGUACUUGACCGCUAUUUCCAGGUACGCUGUACUCUGGACCAGGACAGCGGCUAUGAAGCUACAGCAGCUGCUGUACAGGAAGUGUGGCACAUUUACCUUUCUGGGAGAGGAAUCACAGACCCUUCUUUUACUGAAGACUAUAACGACAGGCCAGGUGUAGCCCAAGAGUGGAAGCUCUUCAUUUUUCCUGAUGGUUUAAUGGAGUUUAAGUUGGUCUGAGAGAAACUUUGUGUAGAGACGGUAGUCACAGCUACAUUACAGUGUCACAGGAUUAUCAAAAAAUGGGGGGAAAAAGCUCUUCCUUUCAGAUAUCAGGUAAAAGGACCAUAACAGCUGUAACAGUACAAUAUUUAAUGAGUUUGAAUUUUAAAUGACAUGAAGGUUAAUCAAAAACAUUAACAGUCUUUACAAAGACGUUUAAGGAAUGUGAAUGUCUUAAACUAAACAGUGGUUUUCCAACAUUUUUGGCUGAGAGUGCCUUAAUAACAAGCCAAAAUGACACAGAGCAAAAAGUCUCUAAAACACAUUGUAAAUUCCAAUAAACACACAGUGUAAUGCU
This is a messenger RNA of Maylandia zebra (zebra mbuna), 1196 nucleotides long. RefSeq names its product SWIM-type zinc finger 7 associated protein 1 (gene swsap1). Gene Ontology annotation, cellular component: Shu complex. Gene Ontology annotation, biological process: double-strand break repair via homologous recombination. Gene Ontology annotation, molecular function: single-stranded DNA binding. Lineage: Eukaryota; Metazoa; Chordata; Actinopteri; Cichliformes; Cichlidae. The record is from RefSeq and is a predicted model, not a curated record.